CCAACUCUCUAUUUUCUACUCUUAUCUCUUUAUGCAAAAUUGCAUUGGGAUGGAGUCUCUCCAUCCGUUUUCACACUAUAAUUACUAUAUAGUGUAUGAUAAGUCAAGUCUCUCCAUUUGAUUGGUUUUUAUUUUUCUUUUCCUGGAAAAUCCCAUUUGAUCAUUUCUUCUUAUUGUGCUUUUCUAUAUUUUCUGAUAUCCCAGCACCCUCUACGACUCUAAUCUUUGCUUCUAGUUCCUCUUGGUUAUGGAGAAUCAAGAUCGCGGAAACUAUCACUCCCCAGUUGACGCAAAGAUCAUGGAACGGCGUCGUUCGGAGAAAAGUAUUGGAGGAACAGGAGCGUGCAUUAGAUCUGAAGACGAAAUAUUUUCCGAUGCGGUGACGGAACUUCAAGACACCGGGUUCGAUUUGGAUGCCGAUAAUACCGGUGAAGUCAACAAGUUUGCCGACAAGGAUCUUACGCCCGCCGUUUCUUUUAAAGAUUGUGAGGAUAUUGGCAUCCUUAGAUCACCUCUGAAUUCAGCUGAUGGAGGCCAAAUGGAAAAUCCGGUUCUGAAAAGCAUGCCGGUUCUCCUGACAGACAGGCCUGAGCACGAUGAUGUUGACUUGAGCUAUGGUAACGAUUCUGAAGAUAAAGAUGGUUCUGCUGGUGAUGUGGUCUCGAUCAAAAUGGAAACAGUACAGGGUGUCCUGCAAGAGACUAGGGAAGCUGGUGCUGAUGCCGAUGAGAAUGAAAACGGCAAGUUAGACGAAAACCUAUCAAGUCACUCGGUUCAGCCUAGCAAACAUGGUGGCGAAAUAUCGGGAACAGAAUCAAGUUUGGAGAAAAGACUGGAUGUAGCUUCAGAUAUGGUUCAAUUGAAGGAAGAGUGUAGUGAUAGGUUGUCUUCUGAUACACCUAUGAGCGGAAAUCUAAUGGAUGCAAGUUUGAAAUCCAAAAGUACGGAGGAUUUAACUUCUGAGACUGGUUUGGCUGACAAAACCGUUGAAUUAGAGGAUAAUAGUGACAAGUUGGCCCUCAACGUGGUCGUUGAUGAUCUUUCGACUAAAGCCGAGUUCUCGAAAGACACUAAUGUGCCAACAGAUACCUUUGAAAUACAGACUGAUGCAUCACACGGUACAGACUCGUCCAUUGAUGUUGAUUCAAAUGAGGUUGAUGAAAAAAGGGAAAAGGAAAAAGAAAGUGUUUAUGUGCUUUCCGUUCCCGAUGAUAUUCAUGUUGUAGAUGAUGCUGAAAUUAAGCUAGUUGGUUUUAAAGAUCAUAAGGGAAUUAAUUUAUUCCAAUCCGAAGCCUUAGCCUCUGAAGAAAUUAUCCUUGAUAAGGAAGAUGAAAUCAAAGACUGUGCUUCACAGGAGAAAUCCGAUACUUUUGUGUUGAAUCCAGUGGAUGAAGACAUCGUUACGGAGGAUAACUAUAAACUUGGUGUAAAUAAUGAAGCUAUGGCUAAAGAAGUGGUCUUUGUCGGGAAUGCUGAUGCAAUUCAGAUCGAUAAAGGGUCAGAUGCAUUGUCUCGUGUUGAUGCUGUUACAACUGAGAAUGAGGACCGGGAAGUUUGGUUUCUCGAAGAACAGAAGUCGGUUUAUGUUGCUGGUGAUUUACAUAAAGGGUCUGAUGCAUUUUCUCCUGUUGAUGCUGGACAACUGGGAAUGAGAAAGAUCUGGAAGUCCGAUCUCUCAAAGAACAACAGCCAAUUUAUGUUGCCGAUGACUUACAUCGGACAGGUUUUCCAGGAAGCAUGAUAAAUGAUGUACCCGAUGCGAAACCUGUGGUUACAGAUGCUGAUGUUGGGGCCGGAAAGCUAA
This is a messenger RNA of Hibiscus syriacus, 1804 nucleotides long. RefSeq lists its product as uncharacterized. The transcript has 3 exons. The record is from RefSeq and is a predicted model, not a curated record. Lineage: Eukaryota; Viridiplantae; Streptophyta; Magnoliopsida; Malvales; Malvaceae. The coding region runs from base 248 to 1741 and encodes 497 amino acids.